Mercurialis annua (annual mercury) is the source of this 1445-nucleotide messenger RNA. RefSeq lists its product as uncharacterized. The transcript is spliced from 3 exons. Lineage: Eukaryota; Viridiplantae; Streptophyta; Magnoliopsida; Malpighiales; Euphorbiaceae. The record is from RefSeq and is a predicted model, not a curated record. The coding region runs from base 545 to 1237 and encodes 230 amino acids.
UUAUAUCUAACGUGUCAGUCUGAUCCAAAAUCCUCUCUCAAAAAAUUCCCAAAAUUCCAGUUUUUAGGUAUUCACGUGUCCAAUGGAUUCCUUCUCAUAAUAAUUAGUGUUCUUGUGUGUGUUUUUUCAAUUUUAUGAGUACCUUGUUUAGUCUGUUGAUAAGCAAAUUAGGGUUUGAAAUCAGAAAGUUUUAGGGUUUGAUUUAUUUUUGGUGGGAAUAAUGCAUUCAGUUCCCAGUUUGGUUUGUUUAGUUCCUCAUUUGACACUGUUUAAUGGUGGAUUGUGUUCUCAUCGUUUGAAACAGCUUCAAAAGGGUGAUAGGCGUGGUAAUCUGUUUAGUUAACAUUAAUUUUUUAUUUUUUUAUUUUCAGCUUUUUAAUUUCGCUCUAGGUUUUUUUUCUUCUGGGUUUCUAUUGUUUAGCUGCAAUUUGGUUUAUUUAGCUCCUUGUUUGGUCUUGCUUUGAGAGAAUUCGCAUAGGUAAAGAUCGUUCAUUUGGAGGAUUUUGGUGGGCUUAAUUGAGAUUGAAUACGAGUGGUGUUAUUGAUGGACAUUAGCUCUGGAAGGCAUGGUAGUGCUGGUGGUGGUGUUUUGGUAGAUGAAGUUGAAAGCAAUUUUCGUAAAUUUGUGAGUGUAGAAGAUACUCGAGAAUCAUAUCCAUAUGAUGAAGAGGAUAAUAGUGAUGAGGAAGGAUCUGAAGAGCUUGAGCCUUAUGGACCUGAACUUGUUAAAAAGAGCGUGGAAAAGCGUCCUGAGGAUUUGUUAGAUGAUGAAGCUGAAGGACCUGAUAUAGCAUUGCAACAACUGUUUUCUGAAGGACCCAUACAGCCUGCAGAGCCGCUUGUGUCUGCCAUGAAAGGUAGCCGAGAGAAACUUGGAGGAUCUCCAGUGAAGCUGACUGUGAAAUGGGCCCCUGAUGUCUAUGAUCCAAUUCCUAAUUCAUUAUCUCAUUCUGUUAAAAGCAAACAGAAGAAGUCUAGAAAAGACAAAGACAGAGAAAGCAACAAUAACAACUACAAGAAAAAUGGGAAAAAAGGACAGAAGGGUAAAUUGCGAGGAGGUGGUAGUAAAGAAAAGAAGCAAAUUCGCAAAGGUGGAAAGUCUGAUAAGGGUUACGUAACAGUAUGCGACUCUGAUGACUCUGAUGAGUUCAAUGUCGGUAGCCCAGACUAUUGUGGAAGCAGCUUCCUCAAAAAGGCCCCAAGAAAUUUCCUCUACCCUGUUGCAGAGGCCUUGUGAAGCGGCAUCUUCAUUUGACAGCUUGUCAUAUGUUUUAGAGCCUGUGUUAAUAAAUAAACUUAACUAAGAAGCUUCUUUGGAUCAGAUAUGUUCAACCUAUUCCAGUGCUUUUGAUGUUGCUGAAUUUUGUUAUGUUUGUGGUGCUGCUGCUUGACCUGCUUGUGCAACGUUUUUAUUAUAUAUAUACAUAAUUUGGCUUAUAAAGUGA